UCUAGAACCUUGGCCUUUUCUCAAAACAUACUUCUAUAAGUAAAAUCUAACUUUAAACAAGCCCAUUUCCACAGUACUAAGUCCAAAUUAGAACAUGACCACAAACACACAAACACAACUUUCACAGCAAGCCACAAAGCAAGGGCCAAAUGAUCUCUCAGGUGGGUCCUUCAACAAGCUUAGGGUCCCCAGCAUUCUGAUUCCAUCUCCAUUUCAGGGCCUGGGGCACCAGUGUGGGGCAAUGUUCCCUGAAACACCCAUCACCGUCAAUGUAAUAGUAGAGCUGGCUUGCCGCUCCUGCCAAAAAGUUUCAGACACUAGCUGCUGGUCCUGGAGCAUAGAUCAAAGGAAAAACAAACCGUAUUUUCUUUUUAAACAGGGUGAAACCCUUCAUCUUUACUGACAGUACCUCUAAAAACAUUUCAAAACACGUUAGGGCUGUCAUGUGGACCAAGUCUAAUUAAUGUAGCACCAUGGAUUUUGGCAGUCGGCGUCUUCAAACUUCAGAAUCAGGUUUGAAACAUCAUGGGCUAUGAAACGAAAGACGUGAGGCCAGAAAUGACCAUCCAACUUCAAGAAUGUGUUCAGAGGUGGGGCAGGGAGGCUCCCUGGGCUGGGAACUCCGGCCUCCUUGGAACACACACCAGAUUUCCUCUAGAACAGUUUUUGUAUCUUUCCAUUUUGCAAGAACAAGGGGCUUGCUCAACAUUCCUCCUGCAAUCUCCAAGCUCGCUGCUGGCGUGGUGGCUGAGCUGCCUCCAGGAAAGGCAGCCAGCGAGGCUACGGAGCAACUGUGCGCAGGGGUCUGGACUACUCAGACCAGGCAGCAGUUUGUUCCAAGUUCCUGAGAAGCCCAGUCCCUGGUCCUUCCCCGCCCCCGCCCAGCACCUGACAUUAGAUGCUCACACACACGUGAGCAGCUUCUCCUGUUACCAGAACUCAGGUCAGGCAGUGGAGGUGGCGGGCUCCGGGCAAGAAGGCCGAAGUUUAAAUCCCAGUUCUGCCUCUUACAAGCUGUGCCAAAGUCACUUUACUUCUCUGUACCUCAGUUUCCCCCUCAUAUGCUUGAUGGAAUGGUCAAAAGGAUUGACAGGACACUGGCAGCCAUGUCUAACAGCAAGCAUGAGGAGCGUCUGCUUUAAGGACGAACAGGCACGUGAAGUGGUAUUUAGAUUUUUCUCGGAAACUAAUCUCUACACACUAAUCGUGGUGUUCAAAGGGUAUUUUGCAAGACUGUUAAAACCCGCGAUGUUCCCGAAGAGCGCUUUACGUUCGUUGCCAGGUAAUCUUUCCGGAGUCUUGGCCAAGCUCCCCUCAGUGCCGGUGAUAUCCGACCCCUGGCGGCCCAAACAGAGUCACCUGAGGAGCCAGGUCUCACCCCAAGCCCUGGAAAUCGGAAAGUCUGGGGGUGGGAGCCAGACGUCGUUUUUGUUUGUUCGUUCGUUUGCUCGUUUGGGGUUCCGUUUGGUUGUAAAUCCAAGUGAUUCUAAUUUGCACCAAAGUUGGGGAGCCAGGGCUUGCCGCCCUAACGCUCCCCCACCCGGCGGACGCGCUCAGCACCGAACCCCACUCCCUGCGCCAGUGACAUCAGCGGCAAGUACAGACCUGACUCUUGGAACCCCGGCUGCUCGGUUUUGAAAUUGUGCAAUUAAACCUUCUGAGACAUGUUUCUCGUGUCAAGUGGGUUUAUGGUCGGUAGUCACGAAGCCAGGCUCGCUCACGGUCGCUCCGGACACUUGGCACAAGUGAACCACGGACACCAAUCCGGUGUUUCUUUCCUUUUCUUUUCUUUUUAAUUAAGUUUAACAUUUUGAUUGGCCCAAUGUCAAAUUCUUCAAAAAGCUUUAAAAAAAAAAAAAACACGUCCCAAAGGGAGAAUCUCGGGAUUCUGACGCGGAAAGUUGGCUGUGGGCCCUGUUUGGGAAACCUGUGGGGCCCUGGCCCGAAGAAGUUGGGCGCCAGGACCCAGGUGUCCGGCUGCAGCCGGUCGCCCCGCUCUGUCCGGCUCCACCCCGAAGCCUACAGACUUGACCAACGGGCUGCAGGACGACCCCUGAGUCCCCUGAAGCCCAUUCGCCCCUGGAUGAAGACGGCUCUGAAGAUUGUGCAGGCGGUGUGCUUGGCUUCCCCCACGUGAUCCAAACAAGGUUACAUGCAACAAAGCAGCCUGUGAAGAAACACAGCUACAGAAGUAACACACAUCAGAGAAGGGUAACCCAGAAACACAGCAGGGGGACAUAGCACGAAGCUAGGGGUGAGUCUUAUCAUGGAUUCCAUGCAUUUGCCCAACAAGGCCGCAAAUCUGGCCCCACAGCCUUCUGUCAAGGAAAUCCCAUGGGUGACACAAACCACAUUGUCCGUGUGUUACAACCCCAGUCAAUUGAAGCUACAGCUAAUUUUUAAGAUUGCGUAGGAAUUUCACCUAUGAGUCCCCUAGGAGAAGACGCUGUGGGAAGCCCUAAGGUUCUCAGUAACCACCCUUUCAUAACAGACAGCAACAACCUUCGCAGCGCUGUUGGUAUCAUCACAUCCUUCCAUAGGUCUGAUGCCACCCCAGGAAGCAGAGCUGUGUGAAAACUAUCACUGGAGGAGGUGGAGCAUCGAUCGCUUCAGACACAGACCCACCUUGGCCGGAUCCAUCCUCCUGGGACACCUUUGUAAGGCUUGGAUUUCUCCUUUGAGCUGGUGACGAAAGGGGUGACAUUCAGGAUGACUGGUACUCUUUGGCAGGUCACGGAGUAUACGGAUAACUGUGGUGCUUGUUAGGUACAAAACUCUGUGAUCAAGCUGGAGGAAAUGACAUCUUGAGCACAUGGAGCUUUGCCCAGACUGGGCUCUGCAUAGAUGCUGUUCGGGAACGCAGUCUCUCUCUGCAGAGUGAUCCCGGGUCACAUCCUGGGCACUGGCACCACCUCAGGAACAGUUGGAGCAGCCUGACUCCAUGCCACUAAGUACUGACCACCUAUGAGCUGGGUUACACUUUCGUCUGCCUCUUAGAGCAAGAUGAAGCCAUGGAUUGGAACGGUCACCCACGUAACCUGCCAAGGGUUGCCAGACCGUGCUUGCUAGUCACAAGGCCAGCCUUGAACCCAAAUCCCAGCCAUGUUCUUUACCCCUCAUCCCCAAAACGUUUCCAAGCCUGAGACAAACAGAGACUUCAGGACCCCAAAUUCGAUUUCAGAAUAUCUGGAAACUUUCUAGAGAAGGUACAACCAAAAUUUCUGCUUGGCCAAAUGGUUCCUGAAUAAAGCAUCCAAGGAACCAUUUUAACCAGGACAUACUUGAGGCUCUUGUAUUUCCAAUAGUAAAUCUCAUAUCCUCAAUUUUCCUAACAUGCGCUGUCCAUUCUCUAUAAGUAGGAGUUAGAGCCUUUCUAGAAGGAGCAUGGGGGUGAGUCCCCCAAAGAUGAGGAGUACAGAACCCUGUGACAGGGUGAAGACAGCAGGCCUUCAAAUGCCUUAAGUUCUAUCUUAGGCGAAAGGCAUUUGACCACCUGUUUUCUUUGGCCUUUGAGGUCAAAGCAAGAAUUGAUGAGGAAACACAUCAAAGUGGUAGAUUUCCGAGUUGGAAAAAUGAUCUUUCAUGCAGUAGUAGAGCUGUCUAAAAGUGGAUGAGCUGCCUCCGAGUGGAAUGGGCUUCUCCAUCCUUAGAAAGACGAGUGUGCAGGAGCAGCACGAAGGGAGGCUGUGGAUGAAGGACUGAACCAGGUCCCUUCCAACCCUAAAAUUCUAUGAGAACAUGCAUUUAUAAAACAGGCUUCCAUUUCAAUGUACCCACGCUCCACAGCUCUUCUAGAGAUAUUUAAGAAGACACAAAAACGUGGUAAGAGGGUUGCCACUGAGGAAAACUGGGUAGCUGGGGGUCAGGCAAUGGAGGGAGAUUUAUAUUUCAACUGUCGGUCCUUUUCUACCUCUAUGGGCAGACAUCACCUGUUUCUGUAAGGGAAGGGCCAGUGACCUCAGUAGGUCCCUGGCUGAGGUUCCUGGGCAUUUCUGAAGCGGGCUUUCCUGGUUUCCUCAGCCCUUUUGUCUCUCCCUUUGAGUCAAGUUAUUUGCGCUUGACUCCGAGUUGAGACCUAUCUCUGGCAGAGUAUGGAAGAAGCAGCUUCUUUGGGGGAGGGGGGGUAAUAUGCUGGCGCAAAACUGCUGAGGCCUUCAUUUGUCAUUAGUACUCUUAUUAGUAUAACAUUUCCUUAGUAUUCAUUAUCUCUAGGGCUGAGGGUUCUGAGAUGCCUAAAAAGCAGGACCGCAUUUUUGAAUGUUGGUUCUGGUACUGUGGUGUGUGAAACACUUUGCACAGGGAUUUUGUAGGAACUUUGUGGACCCUGCACAACGCUUUGCCCAUGUUGGAGGCUGAAAACUGAGUUUGAAUAACUUUGUCCAAGGGCUCACUACUCAUCUUGGGGGUAGUUCUAAUUAGCAACAUUAGCCUCAAGAUGGCUACUGGCGGCCUGCAGACCAAGUUCAGGACACAGAUGUGGUUUUGUGGGGCCCAUUCAAAGUUUCUUUUAAUUGAAUUAGUGGCAACAUUUAAAAAUCAAGAGAUUUCAUAUUUAUAAUGUGGACUCUUGUGUUUGUCUUCACAAAUGGGAACUGCUGGCCAACUGGGUCUGCUUUCAUGCAAGAUGGCAAUUGGGUGAGUGAUAACUGUCCCCUUCCAAAAGAACAGUAAGGCUCCAGCUCACCACCUAACGUGAUUCAACAGUUUGUGGGAACAGUGUGGCUGCUGUAGACAAUAAAGCUUGCAGCCUCACCCAUCCUGGUUCACUUAAUAAUGAAUAUUCAUCAUGAAUAUUCAUACUCAUGAAUAUUCAUAUUCAUGAUGAAUAUUGAUUUAUCCUUCAUAUACGUAUAGUUCUCAUCAUUUUUAUAUGCCUAUAGAAUGUCAGCCAUAAUAAUGACAUAAUCAUGACUUGUGAUAAACAUUUGUGUUUUUAUAUGAUUCCACAUUGAAAUAUGCUAAUUUGAAGCAUGCUCUAUCAUGGUAUAGAAUGUGCUGUGUAUGACCUCUCGACCAAAACCUAUCAACAAAUACAUAUGCACACAUGGUUCUCAUCUCUACUUUUCCUCUUGCUUUUAUCUUCCUUUCUCUAGCUGACUCAUUCUUGCUCAUCUUGUGUGUGUCCAAUUGAACAGGAAAUCAGAAAUUAUAGUUGUUAACUUUGUAGAACUGAGCUGCAAGAAACCUGAGUCAUUGUAACGUAGAUGGGGGAGAGACCUCAGGGAUAGGGCCCUGACAUGUUACAGGUAAUCGGUUAAGUACCUGGUCCAAAUGAAUUGUUUCACGAAGAGAGAAAGGAACAAUAAAUAAUACUUUGUUAACAAAAUAAAACGCAUAAGAGUUUUCAGGGUUGUUGGUGAGUGUGUGAGUGUAUGUGUGAGUGUAAGAAUAUAGGAAACUUUCCAUUCUUCCUUAACUUGAAUCUCAUUGAUUGAUUGCUCAACACCACCCCAAAACAGGAUGUUUUGCUAUUUUACUACAAAAAUACACGGCAAACAUAACUAGACUUCUCAGUGCUAGUGUUUAGGGAAACGACUGUAUCAUUGGCGAUGAGAGAGUUGCUCUGACUGCGGUGUUUUGUUUUGUCACGUGGUAAGAUUAUUUGGUAAGUGUGUGCUGCCUUGCUGCCUAGUGAUCUUGCUUGAGACCUGUGAACUGUAGCCCAGGGGAGAGAUGUAGUGUGUGUCUGGCUCCUGCUACCCCCGUGGGAGGAUGCUACUUUCUGGUCCCCGGGAAACCAGCCUUGGACGUGUGCAGUGUUCAUGCAGGGACUCAUGUCGCUUCCAGGCAGAGGCUCACAGGAGCGGGGCCCGCUCCCCCUUGACGCCGUUCCUUCUAUCUUGUUGGCUGGUCGUGAGAGUGGCUUCCUCCUCAGCCUGGGCCUGGAGUGAGGAUGACAGGGAGCAGACCCUUCAGCGGGACACGUAGGUGACAUCUGUGUGAUGGACAUGAAGAGUGAGAGGAACACCCCUUUGUUAGGCUACUGGGAUUUUCAGGGUGUUUCUUGCUCCAUCAUACCCGCGCAUACCUUAACUUAUACAAGAAGUUAUGCAACCCCUAGCUAAAUAGUUAAACGAAUAUUUUAUGAAUACUUCAUAUUGAAUUAUUUUAUGUUUGAUAUAUAAGCAUUCACACAUUAUUUCUGUAACAUACACAUAUCUGUAUUACCUAUAUGUUACGCAUGUGCACACACACACACACACACACACACACACACAUUUGGAGGGGCAGGGCAUGGAGUAACCAAAUGAAAAGAGACCUAAAAAUUGCCAUUAACUAAAUGUGACUUUGAGCAUGUGACUUUCAGUCUUUCUACCCCAAAAGCCUUGAUUUUUGCCCUCUGUAAAUUGUCACAGAUGCUUGCCACACAGGGUAUGUUAUGACUUGAAACAAUGUAGGGAAAGCACCUAGCACAUAGCACUUGACAAAAACUACUGCGUUCGUGUGGGUUUGGGAGCUGUGGUUGUGUGUGACAUUGUCACCUGGCCCUGGACGUGGCCUAAGCCUCCGGGUGCAGACAGCGCAGCAAAGCACGAUUCUUUGGCUCAGCCCCGAGCCCCAGCAGCCGAGUGCAGCCUGUCAGGUUUAUCUUUCAGUUAGUUUUCACGGGCAUAUGAACAAUCUCAACAUGGAAUCAGUCAUUAAACAAUUAAAAAAAGAAGACCCCUUCAGCCUCUCCACCGCACCAGUUAGCAACACUGAUUUCUCGCUGAGAUUUCUAAUUAUAAGCUUUGAGGGCCUGCGUUGUUUCUUACCUUCAAAAGAACUGCUAUUUGUUGUAGCAGCUGCAAGGGAAAAAGAGCGGUGAAUGUCCCCAAACGGGCUGGCACCCGCAGUCCUGCCCACGCAGCCUGCAGAUGGGCUCGCUAAUAGGGGCCGCGCGAUGUGUGCCAUCCGCUGGCACUUUUGGCGCCCGGCUGGAGGGGCUUGCACAGCCAGCACCUCCGGACAAUAGCUCCCCGCCCCCCAGUGCCUGUCGCCAAAGGUCGCUUUGAAUCCUGUUCCCUUCACGUGGGUGGGGGUGGGGAGAAGUCCAGGCUGAUGUUGGGGUCUCAGAGCAGCUGCGAAGGUGAACGCAAGGUUUUGAGACAGCUCAGUGCUCCGCCGGCCUUGGCAGAAGCUGGAGGCAGGCGCUCAGGGCGGCCCCAGGGCCUCCCGUCCGCAGGCGCUUGGCCCUGGGGGUGCGGGUGCCGGUUAGUGUCUCCCGAGCCUGCGGGGCGGCGGCGCUGCGCCGGGGUCUGCGCCGGGGGGGCCGGGGGUGGUGAAGCGGCUCCUUCUGACUUGGCCAGGGCUCCUCGCAGGACCCUUUACCGUGAUUUUGCUAAUAAGGAUUGGUUGGUUUUUUACUCUUUUUGCCCCCUUCCCCGAACGUUUUUGUGUUUCUUUUUAAACUUUUACUUUUAAAUGUGGAUUUGAAAGCACCUCUGGUGGGGAGCAUUGAGUUCUCCCUGAUUUCCGCAGGACACCGGAGCGAGUAUUGGUGACUUUUCUGAGAUCUGGAGAUGUUUCUAAAGUUUGAUUUUCACGUCGUUGUUAGAUUUCCUGCAGCGUCUCUGCCCAGCACCUGCCCCAGAACAGGGGACCCACUGGUAACCAGCCCUUUGAGCUCGCAGCCCCCUAUGUGGUCCUGACCCUCCCCACCCAGGUCCAGGUCACAUCCUGAGGUGCGGGUCCCUAAACGUGUCGUUUGUGCAGUAAACUCCUCAGUCGUGGAACUUGCACGCGUAAACUUUGCUGGGCGCUGCUCCCCGUUGUUCAAUCCCCGCGUCGUUAGAACAAGUGCCCAGCAUGUAUUCUGGAGGGUGGAGGGCCGCCCGCGACGUAGAUAUUCUAUUAUAGGGUACGUGCUCUCAGAAUAGUGGCGGAAGGAGCACACAGAUCAAUGCAUUUUAAAUGAGAUGGUGCGAGGGGGGCUCACUGGCCAUUGGCAGGUGAGUGCAUGAGGAGAGGCAGUGAGUGGGCAGGGCCUGGAGGAGGAGGCGUCAGGUACCCACGGGAAGCCUGUUCACACAGGGAACAUGGAGGCCAGGGUGGCUUGAAUGCAGUGGGGAGUGGGACAGGGGCCGGGGU
This is a messenger RNA of Hipposideros armiger (great roundleaf bat), 8070 nucleotides long. RefSeq lists its product as uncharacterized. The record is from RefSeq and is a predicted model, not a curated record. Lineage: Eukaryota; Metazoa; Chordata; Mammalia; Chiroptera; Hipposideridae. Bases 526 to 1638 code for a protein of 370 amino acids. The transcript has 4 exons.